Pieris macdunnoughi is the source of this 453-nucleotide messenger RNA. The record is from the annotation of a GenBank genome assembly. Lineage: Eukaryota; Metazoa; Arthropoda; Insecta; Lepidoptera; Pieridae.
AUGGAUAAAUGUUUUGCCGUAUGCGGCUGUGAUGACCUGGAAGGAAUAACUAAUUCAGAUUUAGAUCGUUUUACGGAUAAAAUUGAAAAUGUGUUAAACGACGAAAAAGGGAGACGACUUUUCAGGAACUUCAUGUUUUCUAGUAAUAUGAAGCAUGGAAGAAGAGCAUUAGACUUUUGGGAGCAUAAUGAAAGGCUACUUAAUUAUUCUAUGGAUGCCGACAGUGUUUCUUUUCGGAAUUAUUUAAAAGAUGUGGGCCGUCUUCUUGAUGAAGCUGAAAGAAUAGAAGAAUUAGACUUCGCAUCAGUGGAAAGACUGGCAGCAGCUCAUGAAGGUGGGAGCAAGGAAGAGAUAGCAGAAGCACUUAAAAUAAUUAAGCUUGAUAUUACCAAAGCCCUCCGAAGAGAAUAUUUUGCAUUUAGACUCCGAUUCAUACCACCUAAGCAUCAAUAG